Molecule: messenger RNA, 1951 nt
Organism: Orbicella faveolata
Lineage: Eukaryota; Metazoa; Cnidaria; Anthozoa; Scleractinia; Merulinidae
Biological process (GO): DNA integration; DNA recombination
Molecular function (GO): DNA binding
Source: RefSeq, a predicted model, not a curated record
CUUUCCUUUGUUUUGAAAAUCCCACUGUGUAACUUGCGUCCCAGCGGAAUUAAUUCUGUACCAUGUGACCGGAUCGUACAAAGAGCCUAUUUUAUACCUGUGAAAAUUCUCGUAGUUCGUAAAGCAUCGUUCUUGCACCAUUCAAUCAUUUUUUCCACAUCAUCAUUGACGACGCCAACAGACCACACGCUCGGGUAUUUUCUUCGUCGUAACCACCUUUUUCGCAAUGGAAGAACAAAUGCCUUGCUCCUCUAGUGCUCCAGAUAACUCGGCGGUACAUGUAAUUGAAAUCGAGGAUGAUUGCCCGCUAUCACCCGUCCCGCUCGAGCAGGAAAAGUUGGUAGAACCACUCUUCGAAAAUGAAGACGGCGUCGCUGAGGGUAAAAUUCACGCGUUACCUACCCUGAAUUCAGCGCAGAGAGAGGCCGACAAUGAAGACGACGUCGUUGCGGGUGAAUUUCAUGCGGAAUCUACCCUGCAUUCAGCGCAGAGAGGGAACAAGCGCAAAACCCCGUAUUCGGUUAAAUUCGGUGAGCUACCCGAGGCAGUCAGAAAGUUUUUGGCUUCCGUAAAGAGAUUCUUUACCCAGAAAGUCAACUUUGAAAGAGAGAAAGCACCGGUGACCCUUUCUACUUACGAGAAGGCUCAAGAGAGAAUGCUUUGUAAGUAUCUUUGUUGCUUUCUGGGUUACGUUAGAACUACUUUAGGCCGUGAUGAAGAGCUUUUACCACAUUGCUUUUUGAGAGUUCCCUUGAUCGAAGGCUACGUUGAAUUUUUGAAGUUGUUAUUAUUAGUAGUAGUAUUAUUCCAUACUUUUUCUGAAAGAAAGAAAUUCCCAACAAAUUGGAAAAUUUUAAUAUCACUGAUUUACUGCUUGGUAGGUGAAAUUUUUCCUUUCGAGCUUGAAAACUUUAACCCAGAGACUCUUGCCUCUGAUGAAUUUCUGCUACAUGUUGAUUCUUUUCUUUUCCUUUUCUUUCGUUUACAUCUAUUUAUUUACUUAUUGAUUUUUGGCUGUUCCGAGCCUCAAUUAACCUGUUCUGUUUCCUCACAGGAAGAACGAAAUUGCAGCUCUGCGACGGUUUCAAAUCACAUCAGCUCACUUCUCUACCCAAUCAAAUUUGUGCACAGAGAGCAUGCUCCUGAUUUCAAAGGGGUCCCCAUUAUCCGUCAGCUGAGAGUUCAAGCUCGAAUUCUCCAGAAAGAAGGUGACUUGGAAAGGCCGUCCACAAUGGAAGAUCUUUCUGCCCAAAAUCGCUGGAUCCCUUGGGAGGAAGUGGUUUCUGCUGUUAGCACCCAGCGAGAAAAGUUUGAAUUGACUGGUCCAAUGAAGUUCAAAGCCAAGGAAUUUUGCGAUCUCAUUAUGCUAUCCCUGUAUGUGUUCAUUCCCCCGUCACGGGGGCUGGAAAUCAGGACCCUGGAAGUGCUGUCAGGGGAAGAGGCCAGGAACUUCGACCCAAAGACCUCAGCUGGGAAGAAUUACCUGCUUGUCAAGGAUAGUGGGGCUAUUAUCCUCCACUUUAACAAUUACAAGACCAGAAAGUUUUCUGGACGAGAUGAGCUGUCUCUACAGCCCGAAGACGAGCUCUGUCGACUUUUGUUGUCGUACAUAAAGGAUUAUCGGCCGCAUUUGGUUACAGAGUCAAGCCAAAGCUACCUACUGCUGGUAAGGUUUAACCUGUUUUGACCAAGUUACCAAAUGAUAUCCUCACAUCUUGUGUAAGUUAGAUUUCAACCUCUGGACUUUUGGGGUGAGGAAAUUGAUCCCAGCCAAGGAUCCUCCCUAACCCUAACCCUAACGUUGAGGCAUAAAGCUGUUUAAUCUUCUCGUUUCACCCCCAUUUCGAUACCAAGAGUGGUUUUUCUUAGAAAUUUCAUCCUUCAAGGGUUGGUCACAGUCAGCUUUCACCCCCAAAAGCUCUUUCAGUAUGUAAAAUUCAGUGACAAUUUC